AUGUCGGGCGAGCGCGAAGUAGUCGGCUAUGGAGUGAACGGGAGCCCCAUUUACAUCGAUUGCGUGGAGUUCCCCUUCCCCGCAAUUCGCUAUAAGGAGGCUACUCCCGAAAUUUGUGCUCUGCGUGAGAAGGAGCUGAGCGAUUGGAAGAAGCUGUCGCUGCAGGAGAAGAAGACCCUCUAUCGGUACAGCUUCGGCCAGACUUAUGCAGAGUUCCAGCACUUUACGCCCGAAUGGAAAUUGAUUGUGGGCAUUGGAUUGUGGGCCUGCGCCAUCGGCUUCCUUAUCUCGUUGAGCUAUUGUGCCAAGUUGUACGGCCCGUUUCCCGAAACCUUUGAGGAAGAACGCCGUCAGGCCCAGCUUCGACGCAUCAUUCAAUUGGAAAUGCAGCCCAUCACAGGGCUGUCCUCGAAGUGGGACUACGAGAAGAACAAAUGGAAAUAGAAUCAUUGCGACGAAAACACUUUUCUAUAGCUAGUAGCGGUCUCGCACUCCCCCUAUUAGCAGACAAACACCGAUAUUUGAGUUUAUGAAUGAAAUACCUGCAAACGAAUGAAAUACCAACGCAAACAAACAAUUUGGGCUUCACUCAGAACACACAACCAAGCGGAACACCCACAUUAAUAACACUUUAACGUUUCAAACUAAACUUGUAUUAAAUUCCUUUUGAAAGGAACUUAAAUGUA
This is a messenger RNA of Scaptodrosophila lebanonensis, 686 nucleotides long. RefSeq names its product cytochrome c oxidase subunit 4 isoform 1, mitochondrial (gene COX4L). The transcript has a single exon. The coding region runs from base 1 to 444 and encodes 147 amino acids. The record is from RefSeq and is a predicted model, not a curated record. Gene Ontology annotation, biological process: mitochondrial electron transport, cytochrome c to oxygen. Lineage: Eukaryota; Metazoa; Arthropoda; Insecta; Diptera; Drosophilidae.